Eremothecium sinecaudum is the source of this 783-nucleotide messenger RNA. It is a transcript of the gene PBA1, whose product is annotated as Pba1p. Bases 1 to 783 code for a protein of 260 amino acids. The transcript is spliced from 2 exons. Lineage: Eukaryota; Fungi; Ascomycota; Saccharomycetes; Saccharomycetales; Saccharomycetaceae. Gene Ontology annotation, biological process: proteasome assembly. The record is from RefSeq and is a predicted model, not a curated record.
AUGAUUUUUAAACAAUGGUAUUCUGACCAUAUUCCUAGACACCAGGUUGAUUCAAUCAACUAUUCGGACCCCAACUCGCUGCUUUUAAACGCCGAACCAGAGGUUAAUAUCUCUAAUGAGAUUACUAGGAAGUACUCGAAAGGUUUUGUUGUGCCAUACUCUAUGAGUUGGCUCUUUCCUCCGGAUGUUAUACAUCUACAAGAAAUAAGUGAAAUUAGUGCUACUCUAAAGCAAAAUGUCGGUGCAAGCUCUAGGGAUGUGCAGGAUAAUCUUAAUGGACAAUUUUACGAAGUUGAGUCGAAGCCUACUGCAAAAGAGGUUUGUUUGUCUUACAAGUUAUACGAAUAUAAUGACACCCUUAUUGUGAUAGUAUUAGAAGAUGACAUGAAAUAUCCGCCAAUUUUGCAUAAUUAUCUUUCUGAAAUCGUAGCUAAGGUUCUACGAGAAGCUACCUCAUCGCUUACAAUUCUGGUUAACUCUGAUCAUGUCACUGGUGUGAAAUCUCUAGAGGAAUUGGAGCCACCUGAGUUCAUUAAAGGGGCUGUCGCUGCUUUAGUAUUAUCGUUAUUAGGGCAUUGUGGUGGACCUGAUUCGAAGGACAGUUAUAUCUUAGUACAAAGUGAAGGCCCAAACGGUUUUGAAAAGCACAAUAUCGCGGUUGUAGAUGAUCUUAUUGGACAUAUGGCAAGCACAUUGUCACAGCCGGCUGACUACGUUUCGUCGACCUAUAACUGCUGGAAAAUGCAUGCUGGAUCGCAAUUCCAGGGUGGUCUGUACCUAUAG